AUGCUUUUCAAAUCAUGCCUGUUGGCUGUUCUCCUUGUUGGACUCGCAGAGAGCCGCACCAUCACUGUUUACAAUAAGUGCCCAUUCACCAUCUGGCCUGGAAUCCUUGGCCCCGGAAACCCGGCUGGUGGUGGCUUCAGACUUGACGCUGGACAAGCAAGAAAUGUUGAUGUUGACGAUGCCUGGACCGCUGGAAGAAUAUGGGCUAGAACUGGAUGCGAUGGAAACUUCAACUGCGAGACCGGCUUCUGCUCUGUAAUGUCGCUUGCUGAGUUCACAUUGAAAGCUUGGGGAGGGCAAGACUUCUACGAUGUCUCGCUUGUCGACGGAUACAACAUCCCAGUUCUCAUUGACCCACAUGGUGGAAAUGGCUGCAAACGUGCUGGAGGCUGCAACCGCGAUAUCAAUACUGAAUGCCCAGCCGCCCUUGCUGUUAAGGGACGUGACGGAAGAACUGUCGCCUGCAAAUCCGGAUGCCUCGGAUACAACACCGACCAAGAAUGUUGUCGCGGAGCCUACGGAACUCCAGACAAGUGCCAUCGAAGUCCCACAGCCCAGAUGUUCAAGGAUGCCUGCCCAACUGCCUACUCGUAUGCUUACGACGAUGGAACGUCCACUUUCACCUGUCAAGCUACCGCUUCUUACACUGUGCAAUUCUGUUAA
This is a messenger RNA of Caenorhabditis bovis, 663 nucleotides long. The record is from the annotation of a GenBank genome assembly. Lineage: Eukaryota; Metazoa; Nematoda; Chromadorea; Rhabditida; Rhabditidae.